Molecule: messenger RNA, 1134 nt
Organism: Camarhynchus parvulus
Lineage: Eukaryota; Metazoa; Chordata; Aves; Passeriformes; Thraupidae
Product: C-C chemokine receptor type 8-like
Exons: 2
Coding region: 1-1134 (377 amino acids)
Biological process (GO): immune response; G protein-coupled receptor signaling pathway; chemotaxis
Cellular component (GO): membrane
Molecular function (GO): chemokine receptor activity
Source: RefSeq, a predicted model, not a curated record
AUGGAGCAGAAUUUGACAGACCUGCUGGGCAGCAUUGGCUCUGAGAACAUAUUGAUGAGUUACAUCUCACCAACACCUAACUCCUCUGCAGCCGAUGAAUAUGCCUUUUACUACUCAGAACUACACAUCAUCUGUCAUCCUGAAGGUAUUCCAGCAUUUGCAUCUACCUUAUUUCCAGUGCUGUACUCCAUACUGUUUGUGGCAGGCCUUGUGGGAAAUGCUUUGGUUGUUUGGAUUCUGACAGUCUCCAUGAAAAUCAAGACCAUGACUGACGUGUAUCUGCUGAAUCUGACUGUCUCUGACCUCCUCUUGGUAUUCUCCCUGCCCUUCUUGGUUCAGUACUCCGUUGUGAGCCAGUGGACUUUUGGAAAUGCACUGUGUAAAAUCAUCAGCUCAGUUUACUUCAUUGGUUUCUACAGCAAUGUCUUCUUCAUAACUAUCAUGAGCGUCGACAGGUACUUGGCCAUAGUCCACUCCCUCCAUGUCCAAGGGAUUCGGACAACUGCCAUUGGGUUUAUCACCACUCUGGUUGUUUGGGCAGUUGCCAUUUUAGCAUCAAUGCCAGACUUACUUUUUUCCCAGGAAGUGAAUGACAAUAACCAUAUUAAGUGCCUCCCUCACUAUCCUGGUGGCAACAAUGACUGGAAGACUUUCAGUAAUUUUUUAGUCAACAUCCUGGGGUGGCUAAUCCCUGCUGUUGUCCUCAUUUUCUCCUAUCACAGCAUCUUGAAAAACCUUCAGAAGUGCCAUACCAAGAACAAGUACAAAGCAAUUAAACUGGUUUUUAUUGUUGUCAUUGUGUUCUUUCUCUCCUGGACCCCUGUCAACAUUGUGCUGUUUUUGGACUCUCUGAGGAACAUGUCCAUCAUCGAUGACUGCCAGACAAGCCAAAGGCUAGACCUAGCCAUGGAGAUGACUGAGGCACUCUCCUUUGUGCACUGCUGCCUCAACCCAGUCAUCUAUGCUUUUGUGGGUGAGAAGUUCAAGAAGCAUCUCUGUGACAUUUUCAAAAAAUCUGCAUGUUUUCUGUCGAAAUGCAAAGGUUACGGGGCUUUCAGUGGGCACAGCCUGGACAAGCACUCCUCUCUGCACACAAAGUCCUCACAGUUGUCUUAUGUUGGCACUGUGUUGUAG